Rhizopus microsporus ATCC 52813 is the source of this 1014-nucleotide messenger RNA. Its product is annotated as DNA polymerase delta processivity factor. Gene Ontology annotation, cellular component: PCNA complex. Bases 98 to 877 code for a protein of 259 amino acids. NCBI's taxonomy places the organism in Eukaryota, Fungi, Mucoromycota, Mucoromycetes, Mucorales, Rhizopodaceae. The record is from RefSeq and is a predicted model, not a curated record. Gene Ontology annotation, molecular function: DNA binding; DNA polymerase processivity factor activity. Gene Ontology annotation, biological process: regulation of DNA replication; mismatch repair; leading strand elongation. The transcript has 4 exons.
CCGACAUCCACGUCAAAAAAAAAUUUGUAGACGUGUUUUUACACUCACUCUUUUUUUCUUUUUAUCUCCAUUUUUCAUUUAAAAAAGGCCAUAAACCAUGCUUGAAGCACGUCUCCAACAAGCCAAACUUCUCAAAUCUCUUCUUGAAGCCGUCAAGGAACUUGUCACAGAAUGCAAUUUGGAAUGUAAUGAUUCCGGUAUUGCUCUUCAAGCUAUGGAUAACUCCCAUGUUGCCUUGGUGGCCAUGAUGCUCCGUUCUGAUGGUUUUGAUCCUUACCGUUGUGAUCGUAACUUGCCUUUGGGUAUCAACUUGACUAACUUGGGUAAGAUUUUAAAGUGUGCUCGUAACGAUGAUAUCGUGACACUCAAGGCCGAUGAUGAUGGUGAUGCUUUAAGUUUGGUAUUUGAAAGCAAAGACAGUGAUAAAGUGAGUGCAUAUGAUCUCAAGUUGAUGGACAUUGACAGUGAACAUUUGGGUAUUCCUGAAACUUCAUACGAAGCUGUUGUUCGUAUGCCCUCUGCUAGAUUUCAAGAAAUCGUUCGUGAUUUAUCUACCCUUAGCGAUUCCGUCACAAUUGAAUGCACAAAGGAUGGUAUCAAAUUCUCUGCUGACGGUGAGAUCGGUAAAGGUUCCAUUACAGUCAAGGCCAACAGUUCGGUAGACAAUGAAGAUGAAUCAACUGUCAUUGAACUUCAACAGAGUGUCUCCAUGGCCUUUGCCGUCAAAUAUCUUGUAAACUUUACAAAAGCCACUCCUCUUGCCACUCGUGUCAGCUUAAAUCUAUCAGCAGAUGUUCCACUUUUACUUGAUUAUAAUCUUGACAAUAUUGGUUAUGUUAGAUAUUACUUGGCUCCCAAGAUUGGUGAUGAAGAAUAAAGAAAAUAUUUAAAAAAGAGAAAAGAGAAAAAAAAAAAGACAUGACGCGCAAUAAAGUAUUCCCCCCCCCCUUCUUCUUCCAUCCACUUUUUUAUAAGAUACAUUAAAAUGAACUAUUUAUAUAUAUAUAUAUAUAU